This is a messenger RNA of Symbiodinium sp. CCMP2592, 4905 nucleotides long. NCBI's taxonomy places the organism in Eukaryota, Dinophyceae, Suessiales, Symbiodiniaceae. The record is from the annotation of a GenBank genome assembly.
AUGCAGGCAUGCUGCAUACACGCUCACAGCAAGACCUUCGCUCACCAGGUGGCCACGAAGGUUUACCUAGCUCCUGACACGCCGAUCUCACAGUGCUUGCCUUACAGCAUCAAGCAUCAGCACCUCUUCUCCGGCAACGUUCCUCAGCCGGCAGAUUGGCUGCGAGCGUGGCGGGCGUGCCGGACAGCAUCUUCUUUCAAAGGUGCCGUGAAAUUCUAUUCCACGGAAGACUUCGCUGCUGGCAGGAACACGAAGCUUGGCAGUGUGAGUCUCAAGAACAUGAUUCUUGUUAUGCACUGGGCUGUCAAGAGUGUGCGCAAGCAGCGUCUCGAACAAGCCACCAGCAUCAGCUUGUCCGUGGACGACCGCAAGGAGUAUCGUUUGGUGAGGUACCGUUGCGAUGUUCCACCGCGCACUGCCAAGCAGUCAGCGGCUCCAGGCUACCAAGGUCCCCAAGGCUCCCAAGGCUCCCAAGGCUCGGAGGAUGGCCCGCUUGUCGCCGAUGGCUUGCUUGGGGUCUACAAGACAGGUGCCAGUGUUCCUGAAAACACAGUGGAGGAGCACGAUGCGGACAAGAGUCAGGUGAUGGCAGACAGCAUAGGCAUAGUCAUUGACAGGGCCUGUCAGGAUCCGGAAGGCAAAACUGACGAGGAGUCCUGCAGCCGCUUGAAGCUGCACGCGCGGCACUUUGCAGCCGAUCAGUGCACAUCUGCCCGGAAGUGUGGAAGGUUGUUGGUCACUGGCGGCCAGUAUCCUAACCUGGUCUGGGUAAGCCAUGAUCCUGCGCACCAGGUUCGUAUUGCCUACCAGGACCCUCUUCACGCCAUGCCCGAGUUCCAAGACCAGUGGGAGCGUUUGUUUGCUCCCGGCAAGGGCAAGCAUGCGCUUAUCCCGGACAUCCAGAACUCAGAAGUCUGGAAGGCCAGGCUCAUGGCGGCCCAGCAAGAGGUUCUCAGGCUCCAUGGCUCCCAGGCUGGUGUGGAGAAGGUGAUACGAGCGUUGUCGUUCUCCCAACCUCGGUUUGACUCGUCGGCCACACCAAUGCUGAAGUACUUGUGCAUGAUUCGUGCGAUGGCGGUCUUAUGUGCUAUGCAGGCUGCUGACGAGAGAAACACGGUCGAGAUUCGCUCCCGAGCAGAGCGCGCCUUGCAAAACAUGAAUGCAGCAUCCCUCAUGCGCUGUGGACUCACUUGCGACUACACAUCUGAGUGCCUGGGUUUCUUGCGCAGGAACUUUGACAUCGAGGAUCCAGAUGUAUCCUGCACCCCCAGAGUGCUGGAAGAGUUCACCAAGCGCCAGCGGUUCUUAUUUGUGGAUGGAUACAUCCUCUCCGACAGCUCGCAGGUUCCCAGUUCCGUGGACGGCUCCGAGGCUCCAGGCUCCCAGGCUCCCCGGAGGUGUGCAACCCAGUUAGUUUACGAGGAGAUCCAGACACCAGAGCCGAUCUUCUAUGGCAACAGAGUCCACUACCUGUGCACGAAGGCCGGCAUUUCUGAUGUAAGGCAGAUCAUGGGAACUAUGGCGCACGUGGUCGAGGCGAUGCUGGAGCGUUUGCGAGUAGAUCUGACGGAGGUUCGCUUGUGUUCCAGCGCAGGGGAGAUUGCGAAGAGUCGCAAUCUUGCUUCAGAGAAAGUCAAGGCACUCGGGCACCCUGGCCUGUCCGACACCUUUUGGACAUUUGCAAAGACUGUCCAGCUGCUCAAGGUCGAAAAAGUCCAGGAUGGUGAGGAACAGAACUUGAGGUACAACAACACCUUGUACAACAAGGCCUUACACCAGGCUGCCACAGCAGCUGUUGCAGUGCUGCGGGGUCCAUCCGGUCCCGUGGAGAAGGCUGCCCGGAGAUUGGAGCUGGAAUUUGGGCGGGGAAUCUUGAGCAGUCAGUACUCGAAGUUGAGCAAGCUGUUAUCGCUGACCAACAAGCUCGCAUCUGCUACCAGAAACGCUGUAGACCUGACGGCCUGGAUGAUCGACUCCUUGACGCUGGCCCUGCGCAUGAACAUGGUCACGCCAGCUAAAUGCACCGAGAAGGUUCUGGAUCGAGACCGGAAGACAGGCGAUGCUGGCUUUUGGUUGUCGCGCAUGCUGGUGGUGCAGGUCUUCGAUUAUGCAGCAAAGCUGGCGAACAAGUUGCCUGAGCGGGACAAGGUUAAGCUGACAGGGAUUUUGGCUGAACUCCGUUGCCCUUCCACAUGUUGGGAGAAAUAUCUCUGCCAUGCUGAUGCUGAUCAAGGGGCUGCUGGAGAGGACGACAUGGCCGGCGAGGACCCAGAGGACGUGGAGCGCCCUGUUCCGCAGUCCAAGAUUGGAGCUGUUAAAGAGGGUUUCAACAAAGCCAUUGGCAUGCUUUUGGAUUUGCUCCUGGAGCUGAUGUCGGGGAAGUACUACAAGGAUUGCUGCAUGCUGGCUUCGAGUGAAGAGGGCCUUGCAAAGGCAUUGACAGCUGCACAGCUUGGAAGCUCGGAUGACACGGAGCACGAGGAGCCAUGUGCGCUUAUCACUCAGAUGAAGAUCAUUGUCGACAAGUUCGACAACAGCACGAAGUCCGUUGGUGCCACAUCUGCGGCUCCUGCUCCGAGUUUGCUCCAAAGCCUGGCCAAGGCUUCUGAAGCUGACACACACGAGGAAUGUGUCGAGCGUGAGCGGCAGUGGAAGGCGGUGCAAACGGAACGCCGCAAGUUCGUGUCGUUCUCGGUACCGAACAAGAUCUCGAAGGACUGCCUAGUCAAUGCGUUCAGAGGUUGCGGCAAGGUCUUCACGCACAAGGGCACCUUAAACUCUUCGCACCGCCUGAUCGUUGCCAGUGCGGAUCUCUUGGCAGAGGCUGGUACCGACCCGUGGCUCAAGGGCACUCCGCCAAGCGAGGAAUGGAAAGAGAUCUGUGCCUUUGCCAAAGACAUUUCUGGGCCCGAGGAUUUCGUCGUACUCUUCGACGGCAGAAUGCGGGAAAUUCGCCGCGUGUCCGAAGACCUCCUGCUGAACCAGCAGCACACCGAGGAGUGCACCAUCGUGUACUCAGGUGGGUGCCCGCCGAGAACUGGUCGCACUCGCCGCGCUCCGCUGGCUGCAAAGAAGGUGGAGACAGGAGCGGUUAAGUUCCCGGUCGCACGCACCAAGAUUCAGACGACGAAGAAAGGCUCCUUCACAGUCUGCGGCGAGGCUUCUACGUACCAAGGCACUUACUCAGGCGUGGAGUACCGGGCGGUUUCUGAAAUGCCCCUCGUGUCUGCAGACACCAAGAAGAAGAUCAUUGCUCCGGCAACAACCGGCGACCUCCCGACACCGCCAGAGGACUGGCAGGAUCGCCACGGAUCCGACGUACCCUUGUUCUGGAACGAGUCGAAGCCGAUAGCAUAUUGGAAUGCCAUCAUUGAGGAGUUUUGCGCGGAGGCAGUGUUUGACCUCACGGCUGGCACCGGUGCUCUGAUGGAGGCUUCUUUGACUGCCGGCAUCGCAUACCACGGGCUUUGCAGCCUCAACAAGGAGCACAUGUCGUGGGUCCAGGCGGUUGCUGAUCGCGCAGCUUGCGGAAUGAUGGCUUUGGAGGGAUCCACUCUUUACUCGGACGAGAAUGCCAAGGCGGUGAAGAAGCAUUUCCCGCACGUUCUGGAGAGCUUGUCCAACCAAGACGACCAGGACGAGGCACCUGCUGAGCCAGAUAGCUCUGAGGUUCCCUGCUUGGGUUCGACAUGGGCUGCCGAUGGAGGCCUACCAGACGCUGUGAAAGACGGCUUGGUCCCCAAGGCUCGAAGGGCCUUCGUCAUCUGGUUCCAGGAAAACGCCGAAGUCAAGAAAGGCGCUCCCAAGCACGAGUUUCUCAAUGAGAUGAAGCAUCUUGGCGCAGUCUGGCAGGGCAUGACCGACAAGCAGAAGGCACCAUUCAUGGCGAGGAGCAAAGAUGAGUUCAUGGCUCAGCGAAGUGCACUGGCCGUUCUUGGCAUCAGGAUGCGGGGCUCCACGACCAGUGCGGGCGGCCCCGACGAGGCGAAGGACCCCCCUGCCGCUGACGAAUCUGGCGGUCGCGUUGGCCCAUUUGAGCUUAAUGGUGCAAGGGCUCCAAUUGGAGGCGGAGCCUAUGGCAGUGUCUACAGUUGCCAGCAUCCGCAAAGCGGCCUUAACGUGGCGGUGAAGGUUUAUCGUGGCUCCGAUGGCCACGCGGAUUGCAGGCACGAAGUGGAGCAGAUGAAGCUUCUAAUGAAGGCCGUUCCGCAGCAGAAGAUGAUGUGGUUCCCGCUUCUUGUCAGCUCGGGUGUCACGGGCAGACCUUGGCCAUGGAUGGCUACUAGCCUAUGUGGGCCCAGCCUGGCAACCGCACUUCGAAAUCCUGCGGCGCAUGGCAAGCCGAGGACGUGGUCUGUGGCAGCUCAGCUGAGAAGUGCACUGCAGACCUUGCAUGACGCAGGCAUCCUACACUUGGAUGUGAAACCUGGCAAUGUUCUUUGGUGCCCUUGCACAGAUCAGGUGCAGGUGUGCGACUUCGGCAUGAGUGAGAACAUGGCACGGCUCCAGAAGGCUUCUCAGGCUCCCAGGUUCCUGCAGUAUGUCACGGCUGCCUAUCGACCUCCGGAGCUGUGGCCCGCUCGUGUGAAUGGCGAUGGAGACUGCGGUGUCAGAAAGCAGCUGCUGACUGCAGCUGUGGAUAUGUGGGCCUAUGCUUGCGUGGUGUUUGAGGUGGAGACCGGGAAUCCCUUCAUGCCCAAGGGGGAGGCCGGACUGAGAGCGUGGUGCAAGCAGUGGCCCGAGCUGUGGAAACCACGCAGCGACUUAGCCAAUUGCCCCGCUGCAAGUCACACGUGCUGCACAAAGGUGCUUCGAGCCGGUAAAUGGGGGCUGUUUGUGUUGGUCGGCUGUGCUCCAGACCCCGGAAAGCGGCGGUGGCGGGAGCUCUGUCUGAAUCAGAAAUGA